AUGGCUGCUUCUCGAAGCGAGAAGGACGUUGUGCAAACGACGAUCCACCUCGAAAAUGCCCUCUCCGGUCCCAAGACCAGCAUUAAAGAUGUUGAUGAAGCGUUCGCGUUCCUCAAGGAUCACCCUAAUGCGGAUGGCGUUACGCAGGAGGCCAUCGCGAUCCUCAGCACCGAAGAAGGCCGCAAGGCGUUGUUGAAGAAGAUUGAUUGGGCCAUCCUCCCGUGCAUGAUUCUGACUUACUUUCUGCAAUUUCUUGACAAGACCACGAUUGGCUAUACGGCUGUGAUGGGGUUGAGAGAGGAUCUGAGGCUUGAGGGGCAGGAGUAUAAUCAUGCCGCAAUGAUCUUCUAUAUUGCGUACUUGGCCGCCGAAUUCCCAACGCAAUACCUCAGCCAGCGCAUCUCACGCCUCGGCAAGUAUCUCGGCGUUAAUAUCGUCCUCUGGGGAAUCGCCCUUGCCGCACACGCUUCAUGCCAGAACUAUGCCGGGUUGAUGAUUUGUCGCGCAAUCCUGGGCAUAUUCGAGAGCUGUGUUACGCCGACCUUGGUGUUGGUCGUUUCAAUGUGGUAUAAGAAUGAGGAGAAAGGACGGCGGAUCUCCUAUGUCUACGUCUGCAACAGCCUGACCUCCAUCUUCGCCGGUCUGGUGUCCUGGGCGAUCUCCUUCUCCACUCACCGAGACUUUGCACCAUGGCGCGUCUUCUUCCUAACCAUUGGCCUUGUGACAAUUAUCGCUGGAGUCGUGGUAUUCAUGUACCUUCCCGACAGCCCAGUGAAAGCGAAGCGCUUCACGGAUGCGGAGAAGGUGGCGACGCUGCUUCGCAUCAAAGACAAUCAGUCCGGCACGCAGAACGCCAAGAUCAAGAAGGAACAGUUGAAGACUGUUCUCAAGGAUCCGGGCGUCUACCUCAUUGCGAUUUCUAUUGUAUGCCUGAGCGUGCCGACGGCAAUUGCCAACUUCUCAAGCAUAUUGUUAGCAACUUUCGGGUACACACCGCGCGAGGCGUUGAUUUUGAACAUCCCAGCUGGCGUUGUAGGUGCUGUCGCCAUCUUGACCAUGGGCUGGCUAUCGGAUAGGUGGGGUGACCGAACGCUGCCGAUGAUCUUUGCCAUAGUUCCCACCAUCGUGGCCUUCGCCAUGAUGAUAGGCCUGGACCCUAACGGGAUACCGAAAUCAAAAGGGGCUUUGCUGUUCGCGCUCUACAUGAGCAACACAUUCACUGCAUCUUUCAUGCUGCUGCUAACGUACAAUGCUUCGAACCUCGCCGGGCACACGAAGAAAGUCACAGUCAAUGCGCUUACGUUGACGCUCUACUGUGCGGGCAACGUCGCUGGCACCGAGGCCUUUAUCGCCACGGAGGCUCCUGCUUACACCUCUGGCAAAGCCGCAAUCAUGGCGACGCUGAUCCUGCAGGUUUUCGUGGCGUUAGUCAUGCGUUGGCGGAACACCAGGCUCAAUAAGGCAAAUGCUGAAGAGCGUGACCGCAUGAGAAAUGAGCUGGGCGAGGACGGAAUGGCGACAGAGCGCGAGAGGCUUGCGUGGGAGGACAAGACGGACAGGGAGAAUCCGUUCUUCGUUUAUACAAAGUAG
Messenger RNA from Cyphellophora europaea CBS 101466, 1590 nucleotides. RefSeq lists its product as uncharacterized. The record is from RefSeq and is a predicted model, not a curated record. Bases 1 to 1590 code for a protein of 529 amino acids. The transcript is spliced from 4 exons. Gene Ontology annotation, biological process: transmembrane transport. Lineage: Eukaryota; Fungi; Ascomycota; Eurotiomycetes; Chaetothyriales; Cyphellophoraceae. Gene Ontology annotation, molecular function: transmembrane transporter activity. Gene Ontology annotation, cellular component: membrane.